Molecule: messenger RNA, 4389 nt
Organism: Oryzias melastigma (Indian medaka)
Lineage: Eukaryota; Metazoa; Chordata; Actinopteri; Beloniformes; Adrianichthyidae
Gene: clcn3
Product: chloride channel 3
Exons: 14
Coding region: 497-2959 (820 amino acids)
Biological process (GO): chloride transport; transmembrane transport
Cellular component (GO): early endosome; membrane; Golgi apparatus
Molecular function (GO): voltage-gated chloride channel activity
Source: RefSeq, a predicted model, not a curated record
GGGGCAUUGAGUUGUGUGUAUGAGUCAAAACCUGAAUGUUAAGAAAUUGCUCCUUAAGAAUUUUCUACGUUCAACUAAACCAGUUUGACUAGCAGCUGGUUUCUGAGUUCUGCCGUCCUUCUCUGUCUGCUUGAGUUAUUUUGAUGGUGUGGCAAUGGGGUGUGCUUUUUUUUUUUUUUUUUUUUGGAAACUUUGUAAUCCCUCCUCCAAGCAUAGAGCGCAAAAAUGACCAGAGGCUGCUUCACGCUUUAGUCACAUGCAGUUGUGCACUGACGAGUUUGGCUGGCUGAGGAGGACAAAAGGAAACUGCAGAUCUUAGAAGAAAGUCGGCUUCCUGAGGUGAAACGGCAUUAAAUUCAGACGGGAGGUAUUUUAUUUGCCCCUGUGGUUUCACUGCUUUGGAAUUUCUUGUAUAAGAAGUAGAAAACCUGCGGCUGAGAUUAUGUGUGUCACAACUUACCAUAAGGAGCAGCACUAAAAAGGAUCUAAUUACGCCAUGUCAAACGGGGGUGGAGCUGCCAGUAGCACCACCCAUUUAUUAGACUUCCUGGAGGAGCCCAUCCCUGGCGUGGGAACUUAUGACGACUUCCACACCAUCGACUGGGUCAGAGAGAAAUGCAAAGAUCGGGAGAGACAUCGGAAGGUGAACAGUAAGAAAAAGGAGUCAGCAUGGGAGUUCACAAAGAGCCUGUACGACGCCUGGUCCGGUUGGCUGGUCGUGACGCUCACCGGUUUGGCAUCAGGUGCUUUGGCUGGCCUGAUUGACAUUGCUGCUGAUUGGAUGAAUGACCUGAAGGAAGGCGUGUGUCUGAGCGCCAUGUGGUUCAACCAUGAGCAGUGCUGCUGGACGUCCAAUGAGACCACCUUUGCUGAGAGGGACAAGUGUCCUCAGUGGAAGAGCUGGGCUGAGCUCAUACUGGGACAGGCCGAGGGUCCUGGCUCAUACAUCAUGAACUACUUCAUGUACAUAUACUGGGCUCUUUCAUUUGCCUUCCUGGCUGUCUGCCUGGUCAAAGUAUUUGCACCCUACGCGUGCGGCUCAGGGAUUCCUGAGAUCAAAACAAUCCUGAGUGGGUUCAUCAUCCGCGGUUAUCUGGGGAAGUGGACGCUGAUGAUCAAGACUAUAACCCUGGUUCUGGCUGUGGCAUCAGGCCUCAGCCUGGGUAAAGAGGGUCCCUUGGUACAUGUGGCCUGCUGCUGUGGGAACAUCUUCUCCUACCUCUUCCCCAAAUACAGCAAGAACGAGGCAAAGAAACGAGAGGUCCUCUCUGCUGCAUCAGCUGCUGGUGUGUCUGUUGCUUUUGGAGCACCAAUUGGAGGUGUUCUCUUCAGCUUGGAGGAGGUGAGUUACUACUUUCCACUCAAAACUCUGUGGCGCUCCUUCUUUGCCGCCCUGGUGGCGGCCUUCGUCCUGCGCUCCAUUAACCCGUUCGGGAACAGCCGCUUGGUGCUGUUCUACGUGGAGUACCACACGCCGUGGUACCUGUUUGAGCUCAUUCCCUUUAUCCUCCUGGGAGUGUUUGGGGGGCUUUGGGGAGCCUUUUUCAUCCGAGCCAACAUCGCCUGGUGCCGGCGGCGCAAGUCCACGCGCUUCGGAAAGUACCCGGUAUUGGAGGUGAUCCUGGUGGCGGCCAUCACAGCAGUCGUGGCUUUCCCGAACCCUUACACGCGUCAGAACACCAGUGAGCUGAUCAAGGAGUUGUUCACCGAUUGCGGCCCUCUGGAAACGUCCCAGCUCUGCAAGUACCGCAGCCAGAUGAACGGCAGCAAAGCUUUCACCGACGAUCCCAACCAGCCGGCAGAGCCCGGGGUCUACUCCGCCAUGUGGCAGCUCUGCCUAGCGCUCAUCUUUAAAAUCAUCAUGACCAUCUUCACAUUUGGGCUGAAGGUACCGUCAGGUUUGUUCAUCCCCAGCAUGGCCAUCGGCGCCAUCGCAGGCCGAAUCGUUGGCAUCGCCGUGGAGCAGCUGGCUUAUUACCACCACGACUGGUUUCUGUUCAAAGAGUGGUGCGAGGUGGGGGCGGACUGCAUCACGCCAGGGCUUUAUGCUAUGGUGGGGGCCGCGGCCUGUUUGGGUGGUGUGACGCGUAUGACCGUCUCUCUUGUCGUCAUCGUCUUCGAGCUGACGGGCGGGUUGGAGUACAUCGUUCCCCUCAUGGCAGCCGUCAUGACCAGUAAAUGGGUGGGCGACGCCUUUGGCCGAGAGGGGAUCUACGAGGCUCACAUCCGCCUGAACGGGUACCCGUUCCUGGAUGCCAAAGAGGAGUUUACGCACACCACGCUAGCCAGAGAGGUGAUGAGGCCCCGGCGCAACGACCCGCCUUUAGCGGUCCUUACGCAGGACGACCUGACGGUGGAGGAGCUGCAGAGUGUCAUCAAUGAAACCAGUUACAAUGGUUUCCCAGUCAUAGUGUCCAAGGAGUCGCAGAGGCUGGUGGGCUUCGCCCUGCGCAGGGACAUCACCAUCGCUAUAGAAAACGCUCGUCGGAAACAGGAAGGCAUUUUACUAAACUCCAGGGUGUACUUCACCCAGCAUGCGCCUUCACUGCCAGCUGACAGCCCGCGGCCCCUCAAGCUGCGCUCCAUCCUGGACAUGAGCCCCUUCACAGUCACUGACCACACCCCCAUGGAGAUUGUGGUCGACAUCUUCAGAAAGCUGGGGCUGCGCCAGUGCCUGGUCACACACAACGGGAUUGUGUUGGGCAUCAUCACAAAGAAGAAUAUAUUAGAGCAUCUGGAGGAGCUCAAGCAGCACACGGAGCCCCUGGCGACUUCUUGGUAUUAUCACAAAAAAAGACAUCCUCCGUCACAUGGCGCAAAUGGCAAACCAAGAUCCAGAGUCCAUCAUGUUCAACUGAUCCGUUCCUUCCAGGAUGGCUGGGGGCGGGGGGGUGAAGGUAGUGAUGAGGAGGAUGAGGAGGAGGAGGUGGUGUGCCUCCUGAACGGCUCCAACCUCUGACACAUGGACCCCUCUGUUUCAUGUUUUCAACCUCCCUCCCUCCCUGACUGACUGACUGAGGCCCUCAGAGACUCCAACGGGGGGGGGGACCAUCAUCCAGCUGCUGAGAACAAACACUGACCUGAGGAACGCACCUUUGCAGGCCACAGACACGCCCCCUCCACCCGCACACACUUCAGACAUGCAUGCUGUGUCCACAAACACACAUACAUGACCCCGCCCCACCUGUAAAGCGACACCCAUCGACACUCGUCAUAUGUGCCUCCUCUUCCUUAAUGUCUUUACUGAGGUGGGGGUCAAAGGUCAGAAUGAACCGCCCCCCCAGUACCAUCAAGAUGCUCUAUUAGGCCUCCAAAAAGAAGAAAAAAAACCACAUAUUGUUUACUUGUGUGAGGAUGUCUCUGUGUGUUGCACCUCCACAUUCCAGACAGGUCGCCAUGGCAACUGAGAAGACGUGCUCCCAUUGCUUCAGGACACACAGCUGCUCUGUGAUGGCUUAUGUUUGUGGUACAGAGGAGAUCCAGGCAGCAUUUCAAGAACAAAAAAAGAAAAAAAGUUCCCAGUCUGACGGAAAGAAGUGGGAAAAAAAGUUUGUGUUCAUUUGUGAGCCGAGAGAUGGAUGUGUGUGCUUCCUGUCCGUGUGAGGAUGACUGAGGAACGAAGAAGUGCCCGGCUUCUAUUGCACUGUCAGAAGAAAAAGAUGUUUUCUUCUUCCUUUUUUCACCUGUUGAAUUCAUUUCUGCCUAAAAGAUUUGUCUUCUCUUCCUUUUCAUCCUCCCUUUUUUUAAAAUUGGGUCAGAUAUGCGUUUUCAAAAUAAAAGCAGUUAACGAAUGUUUUAUCGUUAACACACUGAUCACAUUGAAGUUUAAUUUGAUCUACAUUCAUAACCAGAUUAAAAAUAGUCAACGAGAUAUUUAAUAAUUUUCAUGAAAACACUAAAUGGGUUGAAGGUUUUCCUUCAGUUCAGUCUAAACCUGACGUGAAGGAGGGUAAACAUGACUCGGCAGAUUUUUUUUUUGUUUUUUUUUGUUUCAGCUCUUAAGAGACACCAUGUUUCCCCGUUCCAUCAUCACAUGACUCAUCACGUGGAACUGGUGGUGUUUGUGUUUGCAGGGCUUUUAUUUUUUCGUUUUCCUGUGAAGGUUUUUGCGUUGCGGUGACUGUCGUUCAUGCAGUGACGGUGCGACUCAGAGCCAAUCAUCAUCUCCGUCAGUCUGUGGUGUUACCUAACAUAUUUCAUAUUGAUCUCAAUGUUUUAUUUUUUGUUUUUUAAUUUAUGGGUAGUGUUAAUAGAGUUGUGCAUUAUUAUUAUAAAGAAUUUUAUGUAUGAUUGCUUUGAUUGUUUGACUGUACAUUUGAAAAAAAAAGCAUAUGUAAAAAAAAAGAAGAAAUUUUGUUUAAAUUAAAGGGAGAAAAGAUUCCAAUUGCA